Messenger RNA from Dracunculus medinensis (Guinea worm), 231 nucleotides. The record is from the annotation of a GenBank genome assembly. NCBI's taxonomy places the organism in Eukaryota, Metazoa, Nematoda, Chromadorea, Rhabditida, Dracunculidae.
AUGGCCAUGGCUGCUGAAUUUUCUCCAUCCUUGUUGUCCACUUUGGUGAAGAUUCGCAUAGGCGUCAAUAAUAGAGUUCUGCUUUCGGUGGGAAAGAAAAUUCAGAUAGUAUCGAUAAGUGACAACUUUUUGCAAAAUUUAUCUGAUCCGACAUUAAGGGAAGCCGGCACAACCAGAAAUGGAAUGGUUAUGUUAUAUUGUAAAGAAAAAAAAAGUGAAUAUAGAAUUUAA